AUGUCAAUGUCAUCUAGAUUCGCCUUUCCAUUGUUGUUGAUAAUACGAGCACUUCUGCUCAGUGCCAGUGACCAUGUGGAAAUAAUAUCUGAAUCUAACAAUGAAAUCAACGGUAAACAUUUUGGUCCAAAUGCAAAGGAUAUAUUGCAUAAUGUUAUACCUCAGGGUGGGACUAAUCCAUUGCCUACCUAUGCCAAGGCUGUGGCUUACAAUGGGAGCACAAAAGACAACGUAAUGCCGCACAGUGAUGAAUACUUGGAUCGUAAUCAGCGCCUUUGCUUCGAGAGACGAAGCUUGCUUUCCUGUAUUAAAUACAGGGCUUCGAAAAUAAUUUGGAUGUUGGCUACCAACAAGCUUGGCUACUUCCCCAAUGAGUACAGUCGUGCAUUGGCGGAGGAUCAACGUCGCGUACGCGUCAUACAGUUAGGUGAACCGGCUGAUAUCAUGGUUUUCGAAGAUGCUCGGAGUUUACAAGGUGAUAGUGAGUUUGUGCGCAUUGCGAAGUUUCUCAAACGUGCAGCCGAGACCUUUAGCCGCAAUCAUGCUGUACAAGUGAAGUUAUCUAGCGAAACAGGUGCGCGCAUUUUGGACUCCGAAGUUGAUGGGCGUUCACGCCAUGACCGCAAGCGCCGCAAAUGGCUCGUCAUACUGCCACUCAUCAUUCUGUUGAAAAUCGCCCACCUUAAAAUGAGCGUUGUGACUUUGCUGCUAGGCGUUCUUGGGCUGAAUGUGCUGUUGGUGGGCGGCAUGGGCUGGUUGAUACACUAUCUAAAAUUCAAGACCUUGUGUAAAAUACAUCCGCAUUUGGUGCAAUCGCAUUCGCACGUUUACGACUCCGAUCCGGCUGAUUAUUCCUCAUUCAUUGGCAGUAGCUUUCCUGGCUCCUAUUAUAGCGGCGCUGGUGGCGGUAUUCAUGAAGUUAACGGAAAAGAUUGGGCCACAAGUAAGGCGUAUAAUGGCGGCAAUUAUUUAGACACCAUCAGUAAGCGGCUGAAAUAG
Molecule: messenger RNA, 999 nt
Organism: Bactrocera tryoni
Lineage: Eukaryota; Metazoa; Arthropoda; Insecta; Diptera; Tephritidae
Exons: 4
Coding region: 1-999 (332 amino acids)
Source: RefSeq, a predicted model, not a curated record